This is a messenger RNA of Dimorphilus gyrociliatus, 523 nucleotides long. Lineage: Eukaryota; Metazoa; Annelida; Polychaeta; Dinophilidae. The record is from the annotation of a GenBank genome assembly.
AAUGGCUGAGAAAGGAAGAAGAACAGUUGAGGAAAAAAUAAAUGAAGUCAUUGGAAGAAUACAGGAAUGGGUUCAUAUGGUACAUGUUGCAAAUAGUGGAAAAUUAUUAUCCAGCUAUUGUAGAGAUGACAAAUUUAAUAAAAAUAGUAUUGAAAUUGCUUGUUUAGUACACGAAAUGAAUGAUUAUAAACUAUUUAAAGGUAGUGAAGAAGAGGGUAAACAAUAUUUAAUUAAUUAUUUGAAAGAAUUUGGGUUAAAUGAUGAAUAUGCAAAUGAGAUUGAAGAUAUUGUUUCUAAAAUAUCAUUCAGAUGUGGAUUAAAUCAAAUUAAUAAAGAUAACUUAAGUUUAGAAUGUCAAAUUGUACAAGAUGCCAUUGGAGCUAUUGAUAUUGCUAGAAUGUUUGCUUAUAGUCGACAUCGUAAUCGUGGGGUCGACAGAAAAUGUCCACAACUGAGAAAUUUCAAGACUAGAUUUUGGAUUGAGAAAUGGUUAGGAAGAAGACAGCAACUGAUUUUUACUUAG